GAUAAGUGUUUAGUUAUGAACAAGAGAUGCAGGGGCUCAGGACAAGCCCCUUGCUACUUGCUAAAUGGUCAUACAAGAAAUUGGCUGUGUCUCAUUGCUUUUGAUUGUAGGUCAAAGUUAGACCAGCAGUCUGAUGUUUUACUCUUGUGCUUAGUAAAUGCCUUUCACAGAAUUAAGCCUGCAGUUCACUCUUUGCUUUUGCAGAAGAACCCAUCUCUUCCCCAGGAGAGUAGAUUCCUUGUUUCAGUGUCUGGUGUUGCUGGCCAGCUGAGCUGCAUUUCCUUCCCACCUAAGGAAGAGAAGUACCUCCAGCAGAUUGUGGACUGCCCCCCCUGCAUCUUGAUCCUCGGCCAGGAUUGUAAUGUCAAGUGCCAGCUGUUGAACCUGCUAUUGGGGGUGCAGGUGCUCCCUACCACCAAGCUGGGCAGUGAGGAGAGCUGUAAGCUUCGGCGCCUCCGCUUCACCUAUGGGACUCAGACUCGGGUCAGCCUGGCGCUCCCCGGCCGGUAUGAACUAGUCCACACUCUGGUUGCUCACCAGGGCACCUGGGAGACCAUCCCUGAGGAGGACCUGGAGGUCCAAGAGGACAUCGAGGAUGCUGCUCAUGUGUUAGCCGAACUGGAGGUGACGAUGCAUCAUGCUCUCUUACAGGAAGUGGACAUUGUGGUAGCACCGUGCCAAGGCCUCCGGCCCACAGUGGAUGUUCUGGGUGACUUGGUGAAUGAUUUCUUGCCUGUGAUAACCUAUGCACUCCACAAAGAUGAACUCUCCGAGAGGGAUGAGCAAGAGCUUCAGGAAAUCCGAAAGUGUUUCUCUUUGCCCAUAUUCUUUUUCAAAGUGCCGAAGCUGGGCUCAGAGAUAAUUGACUCUUCCACCAAAAGAAUGGAGAAUGAAAGAUCACCACUUCAUCACCAGCUAAUUGACCUGGGCUAUCUGAGCAUCAGUCACUGUAACUGUGGGGCCCCUGGCCAGGACACUAAAGCUCAGAGCAUGUUGGUGGAACAAAGUGAGAAGCUGAGACACUUAAGCACAUUUUCUCACCAGGUGCUACAGGCUCGCUUGGUGGAUGCAGCCAAGGCUCUGAACCUGGUGCACUGCUGCUGCCUUGACAUCUUUAUUAACCAGGCCUUUGACAUGCAGCGGGACCUGCAGAUUACUCCCAAACGUCUGGAGUAUACGAGAAAAAUGGAGAAUGAGUUAUACGAAUCACUGAUGAAUAUUGCCAACCGAAAGCAGGAAGAAAUGAAGGAUAUGAUUGUUGAAACGCUUAACACCAUGAAGGAGGAGCUUCUGGAUGAUGCUGCCAACAUGGAGUUUAAAGAUGUCAUUAUCCCUGAGAAUGGGGAACCAGUGGGCACCAGAGAGAUCAAAUGCUGCAUUCGACAGAUCCAGGAACUCAUCAUCUCCCGGCUGAAUCAGGCGGUGGCUAAUAAGCUGAUCAGCUCAGUGGAUUACCUACGUGAGAGCUUUGUUGGGACCCUGGAACGGUGUCUGCAGAGCCUGGAGAAGUCUCAGGAUGUCUCAGUUCACAUCACCAGUAAUAAUCUGAAACAGAUCUUAAAUGCUGCCUAUCAUGUCGAAGUCACAUUUCACUCAGGGUCCUCAGUUACAAGGAUGCUGUGGGAGCAAAUCAAACAGAUCAUCCAGCGCAUCACAUGGGUGAGCCCACCCGCCAUCACGCUAGAAUGGAAGAGGAAAGUGGCCCAGGAAGCCAUUGAGAGCCUCAGUGCCUCCAAGUUGGCCAAAAGCAUUUGCAGCCAAUUCCGGACCCGGCUCAAUAGUUCUCAUGAGGCUUUUGCAGCCUCCUUGAGGCAGCUGGAAGCUGGCCACUCAGGCCGGUUGGAGAAAACUGAGGAUCUGUGGCUCAAGGUUCGGAAAGAUCAUGCCCCACGCCUGGCCCGCCUUUCUCUGGAGAGCCGAUCUUUACAAGAUGUCUUGCUGCAUCAUAAACCUAAACUGGGACAGGAACUGGGCCGGGGCCAGUAUGGUGUGGUGUACCUGUGUGACAACUGGGGGGGACAUUUCCCUUGUGCCCUGAAGUCGGUUGUUCCUCCAGAUGAGAAGCACUGGAAUGACUUGGCCUUGGAGUUUCACUACAUGAGGUCUCUGCCGAAGCAUGAGCGAUUGGUGGACCUCCAUGGUUCUGUCAUCGACUACAGCUAUGGUGGUGGCUCCAGCAUUGCCGUGCUGCUCAUUAUGGAGCGGCUCCACCGGGACCUCUACACUGGGCUGAAGGCUGGGCUGACCCUGGAGACACGUUUGCAGAUAGCGCUAGAUGUGGUGGAAGGAAUCCGCUUCCUGCACAGCCAGGGACUUGUCCACCGUGACAUCAAACUGAAAAACGUGUUGCUGGACAAGCAGGACCGAGCCAAGAUCACUGACUUAGGAUUCUGCAAGCCAGAGGCCAUGAUGUCAGGCAGCAUUGUGGGGACGCCAAUCCAUAUGGCCCCUGAACUUUUCACAGGGAAGUACGACAAUUCCGUGGAUGUCUACGCCUUCGGCAUUCUUUUCUGGUAUAUCUGCUCAGGCUCUGUCAAGCUCCCUGAGGCAUUUGAGAGGUGCGCCAGCAAAGACCAUCUCUGGAACAAUGUGCGGAGAGGAGCCCGCCCAGAACGCCUUCCUGUGUUUGACGAGGAGUGCUGGCAGCUGAUGGAAGCCUGUUGGGAUGGUGACCCCUCUCAGAGACCUCUCUUGGGCAUUGUCCAGCCCAUGCUUCAGGGCAUCAUGGAUCGGCUCUGCAAGUCAAAUUCUGAGCAGCCAAACAGAGGACUAGAUGAUUCUACUUGAAAGCAAAGAACUUUCUCUUUCACUCUCUGUCUUUCCUUCCCCUCACCUUUGGCCAUGGGAAGAAUUUGACAGUUGUUCAUUAGGAGAGCUCACAGGGGAAUGGACGCUUGCUGGGCAGCUGGAGACCUCCCCAGGCAGAGAUGACUCCUGGUAGUGCUGUCAGACGCUGAGCAUAUUCAGCAGUUCACUGAUGCCCCAAGCUGUUCCUUUAGCAAGAGAUUGUCUAGGUCAUGGGUAAGAGGCUGAAGAAGACAAUGUUCUGGCCUUGGAACUGAAAAGGAGGUAAAUGUUACCAUUGUCUGUUCACUGUGUUACUAAGACAAGCGGGAUACUGCAUUGGCAGUAGUAUUAAAAACAAUAAUUUUCAUAGUUUUGGCUUUAACUAGGGAUAGUUUGGUUCUAUCCAGUUGUCAGGACCCUUAGAAAAUUCAAACUUAGUUCUGGAAUUGUGAAAACAUAGGAGCGAGAAAAUAACUUGUGGCUACCUGGUUCCUGUGGUCUGCACCCAGAGAUCUCGGGUUGCACCAGCCAGAGGUCCCAGUGAUGAAGCGGAAACAAGGCUGUCCAUUCCUUCCAGUGCCAGUGUGUUUACAUGUAUAGGCCCACAUAGCCCUGACUUCUGGAGAGUUUCAGUUACAUCACUAAGAGGCCACAAAAAGAAAAAAAAUUGUGUGUGUGUGUAUGCUAUUGGAUUUCGAGUUAUUGCUACUCCUAGAACAGAAUCUCUUCUACCCUUGGGUCUUCAUUUUUUUUCUCUUUUUGGUCUCAAGAUGGGGAAACUCCAGAUAACAUGGUAAUUAGGGGUGAUGUCUGAGAAAAACUGACCCAGUGUGAAUGAGUAUUUGGUGAGACUGAGACAUCACGGACAGUGAUCUGGAGGCCAUGGGUCUCCAUACAAACCCACAGCUUGUUUUUCAAAACUUAAAAAAUUCAAAAACUUCUUUCUGUGUUUGACUAUAACACAUUUAUGUUUUUAAACUUGAUCAGUGAGCUUUUUAACCAAGGUUUCUUCUGCAACUUGUCCCUUUUUACCUUAUUUUAAAUAUAAUGUUUGGGGGAAAGAACCAGAUGAAAGAGAAGAACACUUUUUGUAGUUGUGUGUGUGCCCUUUACCCUUGUGUGUUAGUGUCUGGAAUGGACCCCCUCCCUUGUAUUUGGAAGGUGGGGUGCUGGUUUUUGGGAGAGUUUGUCAUGAAAUGUACAUAAGAAGAAAAACUCUUAUGAGUCAAAGGAAGGGGAACAAUUUAAAUAUUGUGCAUCUCAGAUCCUGACUUCAAGCCUCCCUCAACCAAAAUGGUCCAUUAGAUGUAGAAGAACAUGUAGGUGAAGGAAUGGACAGUGGAGGUGAGUAACCUCCUCCAUCGGCCUAAUCCCCAAUCACUGUGGUCUGUCCCCUGUGCCUCGUCCCAAACUAUGUGAAAUAGGUGCCUGAGUAGGUGUGUAAGAUAAUGGGCAGAUUUGCUGCUGGAAUUUUCUAGGGUUGUUUGUGACUGAAUGACCAUCUCUUAAAUGUAGGGUAUAAAUAAGGUCUACAGAAAGUGAUCUGUAUAACUUUGAAAGCCCAGUUGACUCUGGCUCCCCAGGCUCUGAUUAUGACAUGCGUGAGUGUAGUAGCCCCUGAGCUCUAGCCCUCCAGCAACCGUGUAGCGCUAAGACCUUUCUACUGCAAAUGACAAGUUGACGGACCCAGUGCUUUGGGUUCUGUGGGCUCCAGCCUUGUUUCGGUGGAAUGUUCAGUCUCUCAGAAUUUUUAACACUUAUUUAGCUGUACUUCAAGUCACUCUGAUUCUUGUCAGCAUUAGCUCAUUGCCCUUCUGGGACUAUGAUGGCCUUCUAGGGAACCAUGUUCAAGUUUAAAAAGUAGAGGAAUAGUCCCUACUUGCUGGAAAAUCAGUGUAAGUCUUGUUCUGUAUGAAAUUUCAAGAAAGUUUUUAUAUAGUUCUUUUUUUCAGAAAUUGCAAGAAAGCUUUUAUAUAGUUCCCUUUUCCAGUCUUUUUAACUCUGACUAUAAUCAGGAGUCUGUGCUCCCAUUAUGGAGACCACAUUCCUAACAUUCUUUGGAAGUCUUAGUUCAUACCCCCAUUCACACAGGGGAGGGUAGGUUUUUACCACCCAGAGUCCCUUUUCCGUUUAUCCCCUGUGGCUUAGUCUGCUCUCAGACGUCAGUUUUCUAGCAGAUGCCCCACAUAUUUUGCCUGAGGAGGGAGGGAGGGGCUAGUGGAUGAGUAGUUGUGUUACAGUUCAUUAAAUUAAAAAAAAAAAAAAAGUAUUCAGAGAAAGGUGCAGAAUAUUCCUGAAAGUCUCCAGGCCAGCCAAAGCCCACAUGUCGACAUUCGGAGGUGUUAAACACUCAGCAGGCUGAGUGCAGGAAUACAUAUGUAUAACACGUGUAUACUUUGCUUUUGUUUUACAACCAUUGUCAGCAAAUUUCAGAUUCUUUGUUCCUUGGCAUCCGUUGUUAUUAAAGUGAUGGAAUGCCAUGAAAUGUACUGUAUUGUAUAUUACUUGGGAAGAUACUAAGUAUUAAAGAUGUUUGGUGGCACUUGGGCUGUUAAAAGCUCAGCAAGACCAAAGUCUGAAGAAUUUACCUCCUAGCUUUGGCUGUAUGUGCUCCUACUGGUGAGGUGAGACAGUGGCUGGGGAGGAAGAAGGAUGAGAUGAAAGGAUUACCUGUGUUUUAUCCUUCUAGUCAGUUUAAUUAGGGCAAUGUACCUCAGCCCGAGAAUGAUCACCUGGCCAUUUUUAAUGCACUUGAAGUCUGAUCACUUAUGUUGCUUCAGAACUGAGUGGGGGACCUUCCUGCAGAGCAAUCAGAAGACAUGGAGUCUGGAGCCAGGCGUGGCUGACCCUGUGCCUAGGAAGCCAGCAGCAAGGUCAGUCGUGGGUGGAGGAAUGCUCGUUGGGGGGGGGUUUCCACAGGCGUGCCCUAGUUCCCUUAUCCUCUGCAGAGUAGCUCACUGAUGACAAGCCUUUCACAGCUCUGGAAAGAAGGACUAUGCUGGUUCUUCCCAGACCAAAGAGAGUCACUUGUGACUCCAUCACUUUCAGGGGGACAGAGCCUAGGCAGAAGCUUUUCCUAAUUUUUAACACUAAAAGUCAAGGUAACAGUGGAGGAAAGGAUACGUUACUAUCACAGAUAGAAAUAGGGGAAUGGCAGAACUCUCAACUGGUACCUGUUAGCUCUCCAAUACUUUUUUUUUUCAUCUUUGCUUGAGUAGCCAAAGGUAUUGGAGAAGUUUUUUUGUUACCAGACAAGUGGUUUGGGAUGCAAUGUGAUAACUGCACUGAAUGACACUUUAUUUUUUGGGUUUUAUUCAGCACUGACAAGCCAAGGGGGGAUUGGUGGUUACAGGAGCACAUGGGGGAAUAGGGACUCCCUCUGGCCUUACUUUGGCAAGAAGGCAUGCUUGGUGUUCUGUCUGGCUAAUCAGGGAACCCUCAAACUCCACAGUGCAUCAGAGCGGGCUACAGGACCCUCCAAGAGUCCAUUGCCAAAAGAGUAGUUUCUUUGAGAUUUCAAAGCUUGAUUUUGGGAUUUGCUGGAUCAAAUAACCCACUUUCUUUUCAAAAAGAAAAAAAAGAGGGUUUUAUCCUUCGAAAUAUGCAGGUGUGGCAGGUAAGGAUUAGUAUGGCUGUUAAUAAGUAUGGCAGGAGUAACUCUGAGAAACUUAUAUCGUGAACUCCCUUGGGGAUUUCAAGGAGCACUACUGUUCUUGUAAGGGUUUUAUUUUUAACUUCAUCUGCUUUGUUAACAUCCAGUCCAAUUGAGAUGAUUGCAGAGACUAUGUGAACACCUGGCACUGGGUAGGCCUUCUUCCCCGGAGGGUUGAAAAGAAAAUUGGUCUGGACAGCUUGUUGUCUUUUGUCAUUAUGUAAUAUUUUUGUUUGUUUUAAAGCGCUAAUGUUUAUUAUGGUGUUAAAUAAAAGUGUAACAUACUAAAUGUGUAGAAUAAAAGUGCAAUAAGUAGAGAAAUUACUUUGGCACAAACUUCAGUCCUUACACUCUCCUUUCUUGUGCUACCUGUCUCUUUCCACAUUGUUACAUUUCCACAUUGUUACAGCAGGACCCUGUUAAUUUUGUGUAUUUUUAAGAGACGCAAUUAAGGGAUAAGUCUUCACUUAGUGUAAUUUUGAAGGGUUGGGUUUGGUUUUAUAGAAUCCUGUAUACCUGUUGAGGUGCACAAAUACCAGAUGUGCUGUAUAAUAAAGAUCACAUUAACGUUUA
This is a messenger RNA of Molossus molossus (Pallas's mastiff bat), 7012 nucleotides long. RefSeq names its product dual serine/threonine and tyrosine protein kinase (gene DSTYK). NCBI's taxonomy places the organism in Eukaryota, Metazoa, Chordata, Mammalia, Chiroptera, Molossidae. The transcript is spliced from 13 exons. Gene Ontology annotation, molecular function: protein kinase activity; ATP binding. Gene Ontology annotation, biological process: protein phosphorylation. Bases 16 to 2787 code for a protein of 923 amino acids. The record is from RefSeq and is a predicted model, not a curated record.